Dentiscutata heterogama is the source of this 499-nucleotide messenger RNA. NCBI's taxonomy places the organism in Eukaryota, Fungi, Glomeromycota, Glomeromycetes, Diversisporales, Gigasporaceae. The record is from the annotation of a GenBank genome assembly.
GGCUUUCAGAUAAAGAUAAUAUUCAAUUUCUACAAGAAACAAUAAUGCAAACAUAUCCAAAUAUUUUUGAUCAUUAUUCGCAAACCAUAAAAGCAUUUAAUACUGAGAAAACUUUAAAAAAUUCUCUUACCUAUACAAAAUACCAAUUACAAACAGCUAUGGAAAUAGAAAAAACUUCUAUAAGAAAAGGAAUAGCUCUUAAUAAAUUUGAAAAAUACUUAUCACCUCAUGAAACACAAGCUCUAAUGGAUAUUUGUUUUUUGAAAGCAGUAGCUGUAGGCAGAUUAGAGGCUAGAAUUUCUCGACACACGGCACAAAGUUUUUUAGCAACCAUAGGUGUUACAUCACAAUGUACUAAAGCAAUUUAUCAUUAUCAUCAGCAUUAUUUAUUUUCAAAAAUUAUCAAAUCAGCAAAAUUAUCAGCAAGUAAUACAAUUAUAAAAUGCAUAAAUAAUACUGAAAAAACACUUACUGAACAAUUUAACUCAACUAAAUUGGA